GAAGGAGAAGCAAUGAGAAAGCCCGUUGUGUUGGCGAAGCCUUUCUCGUUGGAAGAUGAGAAAGAUUCUGAACACACAACUUCCAGUCUCAUCCAACGGAUCCUAAGCCUUUUCAAAAACGUUCGGCCAGGAUCCGAUCUCACUAACUUUCAGCUUCCACCUCAACUGAACCUACCGAGAUCACAGCUCCAAUGCUACGGCGAGAUGGUUUAUAGUUUCAACGGUCAGGAUUUACUCGGAGAGUGUGGUCGUCGUGACCAACCAAUCGAACGGCUCAAAUCGAUGGUGACGUGGAACAUCUCAACUCUCCGGCCAUUGAUCUUUGGCAUGGCUCCAUACAACCCUGUCGUCGGCGAAACUCACCACGUGUCCAACGGUCACGUCAACGUUCUCGUCGAGCAAAUAUCGCAUCAUCCACCAGUGUCUGCUCUUCAUGCAACUCACGACAAAGAAAACAUAGACGUAAUGUUCUGUCAAUACUUUACACCUAAAUUUCGUGGUGGUUAUGUGGACGUUGAGGUGAAGGGUAAAAGAGUGGUGAAACUUCUAAACCAGAGAGAGACUUAUGAAAUGAAUCAUCCAAAGCUUGUGAUGACAUUUCUGCCGGCGACAGGAGCUCAUUGGGCUGGAAAGGUCGUGAUAAAGUGCCUGGAGACUGGACUCGAAGCCGAAUUGCAAUUACUCUCUGAUUCAUUUUUGAGUAGAUUCACAGGGAACAACAAGAGAUCCAUUAAAGGCAAGAUCUUUGAAUCUUCUUCCGGGAAACGACUCUAUGAUAUCUUUGGACAAUGGGACAGAACCGUUACCGCGAAAAAUCUGAAGACUGGAGAGCUUGAAGUUAUAUACAAAGCAAGUGAAAACAUUGACAAGCUCAAAACUCCCAUUGUCAAGAACCUGCAGGAGGUGAGUGAGAGCGAGUCGGCGAUGGUGUGGAGUGAGGUGAGUAACGGAAUUAUGAGGAAGGAGUGGGAGAAAGCAAGACAAGGCAAGAGAGAAGUGGAGGAGAAACAGAGGGAGUCUUUGAGGCAAAGAGAGGUUUCUGGACAAUCAUGGAUUCCAAAGCAUUUCUCUGUGGUUCGAGCUGGUAAGGACUGGGACUGUGUUCCUCUACAGCCAACGGUUCCUCGAGCGCCUAUCAUUGUUCCUCUCUGAUUCACAGCUAAUUCUCUCUAG
Messenger RNA from Eutrema salsugineum, 1173 nucleotides. Its product is annotated as oxysterol-binding protein-related protein 4C. NCBI's taxonomy places the organism in Eukaryota, Viridiplantae, Streptophyta, Magnoliopsida, Brassicales, Brassicaceae. The transcript has 6 exons. Gene Ontology annotation, cellular component: intracellular membrane-bounded organelle; membrane; cytosol. Gene Ontology annotation, molecular function: sterol binding. The record is from RefSeq and is a predicted model, not a curated record. The coding region runs from base 13 to 1152 and encodes 379 amino acids.